Messenger RNA from Cotesia congregata, 7383 nucleotides. The record is from the annotation of a GenBank genome assembly. NCBI's taxonomy places the organism in Eukaryota, Metazoa, Arthropoda, Insecta, Hymenoptera, Braconidae.
GCUAUUGUAUUACCACCAAUGGCGAGAUGGCCACAUGAAAGUGGAUUCACGUUUACCACUUGGUUCCGACUCGACCCUAUCAACUCAGUCAAUAUCGAGAGAGAAAAGCCUUACCUUUACUGUUUCAAAACAAGUAAAGGAGUUGGAUACUCAGCCCAUUUCGUUGGCAACUGUUUGGUCCUUACUUCAAUGAAAGUCAAAGGCAAGGGCUUCCAACACUGUGUUAAAUAUGAAUUCCAACCUAGAAAGUGGUAUAUGAUUGCGAUAGUGUAUAUAUACAACAGAUGGACAAAAAGCGAGAUAAAAUGUCUGGUAAAUGGUCAAUUAGCUUCAAGUACCGAAAUGGCCUGGUUCGUGUCAACAAAUGACCCAUUUGAUAAAUGUUAUAUCGGUGCGACGCCGGAGGUUGAUGAAGAGCGUGUGUUUUGUGGUCAGAUGAGCGCCAUUUAUCUAUUCAGUGAAGCUCUUACGACGCAUCAAAUUUGUGCGAUGCACAGAUUAGGACCUGGAUACAAAAGUCAAUUCCGGUUUGACAACGAGUGCUACCUGAAUCUACCCGACAAUCACAAAAGGGUGAGUGAUGAGCUGGAUAAUUCGAGCAUGGUCGACCAAAGUAUGCAAACUGUACUGUACGAUGGCAAGCUGUCCAAUGCAAUUGUGUUCAUGUACAAUCCAGUGGCGACAGACUCUCAAUUAUGUUUACAAAGCGCGCCAAAGGGUAACGUCUCAUACUUUGUCCAUACACCACACGCGCUCAUGUUGCAGGAUGUUAAGGCUGUUAUAACACAUUCCAUACACAGUACAUUGAAUUCCAUCGGCGGAAUCCAAGUAUUAUUCCCAUUAUUUUCACAAUUAGACAUGUCAUAUGACUGCAUCGCGCCCAAUGAUAUCAAACGCGAUCCAAUGUUAUGUUCAAAACUAUUAGGAUUUAUUUGCGACUUGGUAGAAACUUCGCAGACUGUGCAACAACACAUGGUACAAAAUCGUGGCUUUUUAGUCAUCAGUUUCAUGUUACAACGUGCGAGCCGUGAGCAUCUAACGACAGAAGUUCUCGCAUCUUUUUUGGAACUCACUAAGCAUCUUGUUACUUGUCUCAGUGCUAACAGUGAUUUACUAUUAAAGCAGUUACUGGACCACGUGCUCUUCAACCCUGCUCUGUGGAUUUAUACCCCCGCUCCAGUACAAACGAGGCUUUAUUCUUAUCUGGCUACUGAAUUCCUCAGUGACACGCAAAUUUACUCUAACGUACGUCGCGUGUCUACAGUUCUUCAAACUGUUCAUACCCUCAAGUAUUACUACUGGGUCGCUAAUCCACGAGCUAAGAGUGGAAUAACUCCCAAGGGUCUAGAUGGACCACGUCCGCAGCAGAAAGACAUUCUGACAAUUCGCUCAUACAUUCUGUUGUUCCUCAAGCAACUAAUAAUGAUAGGAAACGGUGUGAAAGACGACGAGCUGCAAUCGAUUCUAAACUACCUGACAACAAUGCACGAGGACGAGAACCUCCACGACGUGCUUCAGAUGCUGAUAUCCUUAACAUCAGAGCACCCGUCCUCAAUGGUACCCGCAUUUGACUCAAAACAAGGAGUCCGAACAAUUUUCAAGCUGUUGGCUGCUGAAAGCCAAUUGAUCCGUCUACAAGCUCUCAAACUCCUUGGAUUUUUUCUCUCUCGCAGUACUCACAAGCGCAAGUAUGAUGUAAUGAGUCCACAUAACCUCUAUACGCUUCUUUCCGAGCGACUGUUGUUAAACGAAGAAACCCUGCUUCUACCAACCUACAACGUGCUCUAUGAAAUAAUGACCGAACAUAUAAGUCAGCAUAUUCUCUACACUCGUCAUCCGGAACCAGAAUCGCACUAUCGACUGGAGAACCCGAUGAUUUUAAAAGUUGUCGCUACGCUUAUUCGUCAGUCCAAACAAACGGAACAAUUAUUGGAGGUUAAGAAGCUGUUCCUAUCAGACAUGACUCUUCUCUGCAACAACAACAGAGAGAAUCGUCGCACUGUUUUACAGAUGUCUGUCUGGCAAGAAUGGUUGAUUGCCAUGGCGUACAUACACCCGAAAAACACUGAAGAGCAGAAAAUAUCAGACAUGGUUUACUCGUUGUUUAGAAUGCUGCUUCAUCAUGCAAUAAAGCACGAGUAUGGAGGUUGGCGUGUCUGGGUUGACACUUUGGCUAUUGUACAUUCUAAAGUUUCUUAUGAAGAGUUUAAGCUCCAGUUUGCUCAGAUGUACGAGCACUAUGAGAGACAGAGGUCGGAUAAUAUCACAGACCCAGAAGUCAGACAGCAGAGACCUAUUAGCACUAUUUCUGGGUGGGAUCAACAGCACGCGACUAGCAAUGGUAAUGCUAUCAAUGGUAAUGGAGCUAUUGAAAAUGGUGAUGAAGGGUAUAGAAAUUGGAAUGAGGAUCAUGCUAUUGAGAGGAAUUAUAAGGAGUAUGAUGCCAUUGAGGUUAAUGAAGUUGAGUCUAAUGAAAGAUUGGAAGAAACUUGUAGUUGUGAUUUAAAUUCUAUUGAUAAUACGGAAGAUAGUGAGGGAAGUCCAUCGAUUGCUGUCAAGUCCAGAGAUGUUGUCUCCAUUGAUUCCAGGCUCAGUGAGAUGGAGAAGAUUGAUAGUUGUGUUAUUGGUAAUCAUGUGGGAGAAGAUGAGUGUGAUAAGGAGGAGGAAGAGGAGGAAGAAAAGGAAAAGGUGGUGGAAGGGAAGGAAGAUGAAGGUGGUUUGGAGGUUAAGAUUGAGGAGAUUGUUGAGGAUAAGGUCGAAGAAGAGAAGGAUGAUAAGAAGAUAGAUUGUAAGGAAAGUGAAAAAGAUGUUGUAGGAGUUGAGGAAGUAGUUGAAGAAGUUGGAGAAAAAAUUGAAGGAGUUCCGGAGGAAAUAAAAGAGGCUGAGGAAAUUAAAGUAGAGGCUGAAGAAGUUGAAGAAAUUGAAGUUAAAAAAGUUGAAGUUGAAGAUGAUAUUGAUAAUAAAAAUAUUAAAAAUGAUGACAAUCAAACAGAUGUAAUUGAUAGUAAAAAUAUUGAUAAUGAUAAUGCUAAAGAUAAUGAAGAUGUAAAAGAAAAAAUUGAGGAGAAUUUAGUUGAAGAAGAGAAAGAAAUUAAUAAAAUAAAUGUAAGUAAUGUAAUAGAAGAAAUUGAUGUAGAAAAGAAUGAAAUUAAAGAGCAAGAAUCAAAUGAGGUGGCAUUAAAAGUAGAAAAUAAUGAAGUUGCUGAUGAAGAAAAAAAAGAAAUUAGUGAUUUUAAAGAGAGUAAUGAUGUGGUUGAUUCGAUUGAUAAUGUAAAUAAGGAUGUUGAUGAAAAUAAAGAAGAAGAUGUUAAAGAAAAUAAAGUGGAUGUAGUGGAUAAAAGUAAUGAUGGAGACAAAGCAGAGGAAAGCAAAGAACAACAGGAAGAAGAAAAAGAAGAAAUUAAAGAUGAAGAAAUAGUAGUGACAGAAACUGAUAAUGAAGCUGAUAAAGAAGAUUUAGUGGAUAAAACCGACAAGACUGAAAAAGUCGAUGACACAUUCGAUGAUACUUUGGGUUCUAAAAGUAUCGAUUGCUCAACUAGCGUAAUUAAAAGCACUGACGAUUGUACGAGUGUAAAAAGUGACGGAGAAAAUAAAUUAAAAGGUGAUGUAAUAAAUGGUGAGAGUGGAGAGGAUAAAAUUGAGGAAGAAAAGGAGGAGGAAAAAGAGGAAGAAAAGGAAGAAAAUGAUGUGAAAGAAGUUGAGGGUGAAGGUGAUCAAGUAGAGGUGAAGGAAGUGGAAAAAGAAGACCAAGAUAAACAAGAAGAAGGAGAAGUGAAGAAGGAGGAGGAGGAGAAAGCGGUGGAGGAAAAAAAUAAAUAUAAAGAAGAAGUGGAGACGAGUAAGGGAGAACAUUCAAGCGAACCGUCCAAUAUUUCUACUAGUAUAAGUGAAACAAUCGUACCAGUAAACGAGGAUGUAGAAAUAAAUGAUAUUAAUAAUAGUAAAAAUGUUAAUAUGAAUACAGUUAAAGUAGAUGAUGAUAAUAUGCAAGUGCCAAAUACUACACAAACAGAACUUCAACAACAAAUACCAACAAUAUCAACGGUCUGUGAUGCUACUAAAAGUUUAUCCGAUGGUGUGCCUCAAGUUAUUUCUAGUGUGCUCGCAAUGGACAAUCCUCUGAAUUCAAGUGUCAAUGAUGUACAGUUAAGUACUAUAACUGCUGAUGUUGCUGUCGACCAUGAGCACGUUGAUCCGCAUCGCAGGUCUAGUCUACCGAAUGUGACAACCUCUGAAGCUGAUACUGACCCAAGUUGUGCUGGUGUCAGUGCUAAUGCUGAUAAGCCUAUUGUUCUUAACGGUGAUACUAAACGAACGGUUAAUAUGCCCAGUAAAAAAAUUUCUUCACCACAAAAAAGACCACGCAGUGCCUCGACUUCCACUCAAGUAGAUCCCAAUCAUUUUGAAUCUAAAAGAGCAAAACAAGGUAAUGGAACUAAUCGGCCGAUGUUCAGUCCAGGACCAAGCCGACCGCCAUUCAGGAUACCCGAAUUUAAAUGGUCUUACAUACAUCAGAGAUUGCUGUCUGAUGUUCUAUUUUCACUUGAGACGGAUAUUCAAGUUUGGCGAAGUCAUUCAACAAAAUCAGUAUUGGAUUUUGUGAAUAGCAGUGAAAAUGCAAUUUUUGUGGUGAAUACCGUGCAUUUAAUUUCACAAUUGGCGGAUAAUUUAAUAAUUGCCUGCGGCGGGUUAUUGCCAUUAUUGGCGUCAGCAACAUCACCGAAUAGUGAACUUGAUGUAAUUGAGCCAACACAAGGUAUGCCAAUCGAGGUAGCAGUGUCAUUCCUUCAAAGGCUAGUUAAUAUGGCCGAUGUUUUGAUAUUCGCAAGUUCACUUAAUUUCGGCGAGCUUGAAGCCGAAAAAAAUAUGUCAAGUGGUGGAAUUUUGCGACAGUGUUUACGUCUGGUCUGUACUUGUGCUGUUAGAAACUGCUUAGAGUGUAAAGAGCGUGGCAGAACUUACAGCAUGUUAGGUCGUCAAAUCGGUACUAGUAAUAAAUCACAGCACUUACAAUCUCUUAUACGUGGAGCACAGACAUCACCGAAGAACAUUGUAGAUAAUUUAACAAAUCAAUUGAGUCCAGUAAAAGAUCCCGAAAAACUACUACAGGACAUGGAUGUGAAUCGUUUGAGAGCUGUUAUUUACAGAGAUGUUGAAGAAACUAAACAGGCACAGUUUCUGUCUCUGGCGAUAGUUUACUUCAUCUCUGUACUAAUGGUAUCUAAAUAUCGCGACAUUCUCGAGCCACCGAUUUCACAACGUCCACCAAGUCCUGUUCAAACAAUCCAGACCAAUGGAGCUAAUAUUCGCCCGGCGAGCCCUACAGGAGACGGUAACGGUGGUGGAGGAGGUCGGCCUCUGUUUCCACAGUGGUCUCACCACGUGUAUCCUCAGUUCCUUCCGGGUACUCACCCCAACGCCAAUGCAAAUCUAAACGCCAACCACCAUCACAUCAGCCAGCACCACCACCAGCACCCGCUACCACCACCGACUGCCAGGCACUCAAAUCGCCAGAAUCCCUCGAACUAUUACAUUCCGAACCAUCAUACUAAUCAUUACAAUAACCAUCAUCACCAUCAUCCGAAUAACAAUUACAAUAACUACCAUCGUCACCACUACUACCACCAUCAUAACAAUAAUAAUAAUAAUAACAAUAACAACAAUAACAAUCACCAUCACGCGCUUCAAAAGCAUAACGAGCCCCGAAACCUUUAUCAUAGAAAUUCAGGUGUCGGUCUGCAAGAAAGCGGAGGAAUAAUGAGCCAAUCUGGUUCCCAAGAUGAUGGAGAAUAUGAAGUUAUUAUUGUUGAUGAAAAUAAUUCGAGCAUACUUGCUGAUCAUGAUGUCACUUCUUCUGGGCCACCAUCAACGAAGGGAGGUCACAGUGGUGUACCUCGAUCACAACCUAUCCUUGAGGAUUACAACACCACAUCUGAACCGUCUAUUGGUUCUUCAAAACGUCCCGAAGUACCAAGAUUAACAACCAAGAGCAAUGAUUCAAGUGAAGAAGCUAUGCAUCGCAGUAAUUUGACUGCUGACCCAAGUCCAUCGGAUAUUACAACAGACAACGAAAACAAACAUAAUUCAUCGGAGGAAGCUUGGACAGACGUUAAUCUUAACGAAGAUGCUGAUACUAUACAAAUUAAUAAUUCACGUGAUGAUCCACGUAAUAUUCACAACAUUACACAUUCUCAUGGUAACCAAGAUAAUGAAGGAAAUGUAUUGGAACAAGAGACACUGGGUGAUGCAGAACGCGGUGAAAAACCAACAGGUGAAAUAUCUGUUGUACGAAUACCCGAUCGGUUGGUAAUGACAUCAGCAUCCCCACGUCCAGAUGAUCUACCGAUCAAGAGUCUGGUGGAGCAUUUACCCGUGCCAACGCCGUCACGCGAAGCGUCGCUGACACAAAAACUGGAGAUGGCCCUCGGCUCUGUCUGUCCACUGCUGCGUGAAAUAAUGGUCGACUUUGCGCCGUUUUUAUCUAAAACCCUUGUCGGUUCACACGGCCAAGAAUUACUUAUGGAAGGCAAAGGGUUAACGACAUUUAAAAAUAGUAAUUCUGUCGUCGAACUUGUCAUGCUGCUCUGCUCACAGGAAUGGCAAAAUUCACUACAAAAACACGCCGGGCUGGCUUUCAUUGAAUUGAUCAACGAAGGAAGACUAUUGUCACACGCAAUGAAAGAUCACAUUGUUCGAGUUGCCAAUGAAGCUGAGUUCAUUCUUAAUCGUAUGCGUGCUGAUGACGUUCUUAAGCAUGCUGAUUUUGAGUCUCAAUGCGCUCAAACUCUCUUAGACCGCAGAGAAGAAGAAAGAAUGUGCGAUCAUUUAAUAACCGCAGCACGAAGACGUGACAAUGUCAUUGCCAGUCGUUUACUUGAAAAAAUACGUAACAUACUAUCGAAUAAACAUGGCGCGUGGGGAUACAUGGAUCCCAUGGCAGCUAAACUGACGGAAUUCUGGAAAUUGGACGCUUGGGAAGACGAUGCUCGGCGACGCAAGCGAUUCGUCCACAAUCCCUUGGGUUCGAGCCAUCCCGAAGCGACUCUGAAAGCUGCUCUGGAACAUGGUGCUCCAGAAGACGCGAUUCUUCAAGCACGCGAAGAAUUUCACGCUCAUCUUGCGGCUUCGCGUGCUCACCAGCAGCAACUCCAGUCCGCGGAUCUUAUGGACGACAGUGAAUUACUGUCUGACGAUAGGGAUCUUGACAAUGAUUUGACUGGACCAAUAAACAUCAGCACCAAAGGGAAAAUAAUAGCUCCAGGAAUCGUAGCACCAGGAAUAAUUUCCAUAACAUCCACGGAGCUGUACUUUGAGGUCGACGAGGACGAUAUCGAGUUCAAAAAAAUCGACAGUGAGGUAAGUACUUUUUAUUAUUUUUAA